Messenger RNA from Syzygium oleosum, 1876 nucleotides. Its product is annotated as protein DETOXIFICATION 16-like. The record is from RefSeq and is a predicted model, not a curated record. The transcript is spliced from 8 exons. Lineage: Eukaryota; Viridiplantae; Streptophyta; Magnoliopsida; Myrtales; Myrtaceae. Gene Ontology annotation, cellular component: membrane. Gene Ontology annotation, biological process: xenobiotic detoxification by transmembrane export across the plasma membrane. Gene Ontology annotation, molecular function: antiporter activity; xenobiotic transmembrane transporter activity. Bases 16 to 1491 code for a protein of 491 amino acids.
AGAAGAACCAAUCAAAUGGACGUGGAAGAACAGAAACAGCAUUUGGAGUCAACCCUGUUAGCAGUUUCCCAGGAGAAGAAGGCAUCCACAUCAGGGAAUGGAUUCAAGAAAGACGAGAUUUUCUUGGAAAUGAAGCGGCAACUGUCGUUGGCCGGGCCAUUGGUAUCGGUGAACCUCAUGAUAUAUUGUUUGCAGGUGAUCUCGGUGAUGUUUGUGGGUCAUCUUGGAGAGCUGGCACUUUCCGGUGCUUCCAUGGCCACGUCCUUCGCUUCUGUGACUGGCUUUAGCUUGUUGAUAGGAAUGGCAAGUGCAUUGGACACAUUUUGCGGUCAGUCUUAUGGAGCUAAGCAAUACCACAUGCUUGGUAUCUACAAGCAGAGGGCCAUGAUCGUUCUCCUAUUAGCUAGCAUUCCACUCGCUAUCAUUUGGGCCAACACGGGCCAAAUCCUUCUCUUCUUCAAGCAAGAUCCUCAGAUAUCGGAGGAGGCAGGAUCCUACGCUCGGUUCAUGAUCCCUAGCAUUUUCGCAUAUGCACUCCUGCAGUGCCACAUCAGGUUUCUGCAGACACAGAACAAUGUCGUUCCAAUGAUGGUCAGUUCAGGAAUCACCACAUUGCUGCAUAUUUUUAUAUGUUGGUUUCUGGUGUUCAAGUCUGGACUUGGAAACAAAGGCGCUGCUUUGGCAAAUGCUAUCUCGUACUGGAUAAAUGUGCUGUUACUGGCAAUAUAUGUCAGAAUUUCACCGUCUUGUAAAAGAACUUGGACCGGUUUCUCCAAGGAGGCCUUUCAUGGGAUUCCCGGAUUUCUGAAAUUAGCAAUUCCUUCUGCUGUCAUGAUCUGCUUCGAGAUUUGGUCAUUUGAAAUGAUGGUCUUAUUAUCAGGACUUCUUCCCAAUCCAAAACUUGAAACGUCGGUCCUCUCAAUCAGCCUGAACACCUGCUCCUUGAUUUACAUGAUACCUCUAGGACUCAGUGGUUCAAUAAGCACGAGAGUUUCAAAUGAAUUGGGCGCUGGAAGACCACAAGCAGCUCGUUUGGCAAUUUAUGUUUCCUUAAUGAUGGUCGCCACGGAAGGUUUGCUUGCAGGUACUCUCAUGAUCUUUGGUCGAAGGGUGUGGGGCUACCUCUAUAGCACAGAAGAAGAAAUCGUGAACUAUGUGGGAGAUAUGUUGGUACUAAUCGCAACUUCCCAUAUUAUCGAUGGCAUUCAGUCCGUGCUUUCAGGCACUGCAAGAGGAUGUGGAUGGCAAAAGAUUGGAGCUUUCAUCAAUUUGGGUGCCUACUAUUUGUUGGGUAUUCCGAUGGCCAUAUUCCUAGCUUUUGUCUGUCACAUUGGCGGAAAGGGCCUCUGGAUCGGGAUUAUAGUUGCACUCUUUGCGCAAGCAUUGUUACUUGCGGUCCUAACAGGAUGUACCAACUGGGAGAAAGAGGCAAAGAAAGCCACUGACAGAGUACAUAGCGCUGUGAGUCCUGCCACUGGAUUGUUAUCAUAAAGCUACAGUGAAGAAAUAUCGCCGUUGGAAUCGGAUGGUAGACUACAGAAACUCCAGUUCCUGGCGUUGAAACCUAGUGCAAAUUGAUGAAAUAAGACGUACUUAUCCCUCUGGAUCUCAUGCUGCCACACAUGAGGAAGAGCCACAUGUGGAACUCCUGCCAAAAGUUUGAAACAAAUGGGAAAUCGGUAUCCAGCAAGGUUGAUCUGAGAAAUCUCUUUAUGAGGAUCUAGGAAGAGUUUGGUGCACUGUCCACCGCUUGUGUCAUCCUUGUUCAAUUAGUAGGACAUGAAUAAGUCCCCUGCAACAGCUAAUAGAGACCAUCUUGUUGACACAUAUUUUUAAUUACCAAAUUAAAUUAAUUAUGUAAAAAUUAGGAAUUAAA